AUGGCGAAAGUGGCUGCUGCUGCUGCUGCUGCCUAUGAUAAGCAUGGCCCAAGUCGGUUGGAUGAUGGUUCGCAAGGACCAGUUCACCGUGGUAGGGUCGUUCAUUUCAUCUCGUACACAAGCACCCAAAAAAGUACGUCAUCGUCAAUGAUAGCUGAGGAGAUCCGUCUUACCUCACGUCAUCGUACCUAUACUGUAGGUAUGCCAGAUGGUGGUGGUGGUGGUGCUUCAACAAGCUCACAGGGCAGGCCGCAUUGCCACGCACAUUGCUCAUCUGGCAGCCAGGCGCCAGCUAUGUACGCAUGUACAGAGCAUUCUGUCCACACACGCAAGAGGCCUUUUCAAUGUCCAUCAAGAUCCAGUUAUCAAAGUCACCCGGAAGCAACCGACACGCCGAUUUCGCAGGCUAUCGUAAACCCAAAAGGAGUCAUCUCAGGCCAGGUCGUGACACGCCGCUCGCCUGAUCCGCGGCUGGCUGAGAAUUGUCCUAUGGCAGACAAGCAAAAGCGAGACCAAACACAGCCCCAGGAAGAAGAACAAGGCAAGGGGGUUUCAUUAAAAGCGAACAUAGCUGUGAAUGCUUGA
Molecule: messenger RNA, 585 nt
Organism: Neurospora tetrasperma FGSC 2508
Lineage: Eukaryota; Fungi; Ascomycota; Sordariomycetes; Sordariales; Sordariaceae
Exons: 4
Coding region: 1-585 (194 amino acids)
Source: RefSeq, a predicted model, not a curated record